This is a messenger RNA of Cheilinus undulatus (humphead wrasse), 3078 nucleotides long. Its product is annotated as disintegrin and metalloproteinase domain-containing protein 10. Bases 200 to 2242 code for a protein of 680 amino acids. Gene Ontology annotation, biological process: Notch signaling pathway; membrane protein ectodomain proteolysis. NCBI's taxonomy places the organism in Eukaryota, Metazoa, Chordata, Actinopteri, Labriformes, Labridae. The record is from RefSeq and is a predicted model, not a curated record. Gene Ontology annotation, molecular function: metalloendopeptidase activity. Gene Ontology annotation, cellular component: plasma membrane. The transcript is spliced from 16 exons.
CAGAGAGAGAGGAAAGCCCCUCCUACAGGAAACCAGCGUUCCACUCAGCAUGGCCUUUUAAGGAUAACCACAGGUACGAGUCUGCCGAAGAGAGAGGAAAAGUCAGAAAGGAUGAAAAAUAAAGACGAGUGUGAACAAAGGAGAAGAAAGAAAGCAAUGUGAAAGUCAGGGAGAAGUGAAACACAAAAACAGGGGGACGAUGGGCGUUCAACACUACUGGAUGCUGCUGCUGUUGGUCGACUGCCGGGAACAGAUUGCAGGAGCUGUAAACGGCAUCAGCCCAUAUAUAAAGCAUUAUGAGGGUUUGUCAUACGACAGGGAGGAUUUUCACAAGAGGCACCUGAGAGCCAAGAGGGCCACACAUCAGGAAUACACACUGAAACUGGACUUCUCUGCUUUCCACAGAACCUUUCGCCUACGCUUGAAACGCAACUUAGCAGUGUUUUCUGAAAAUUUCAAGGCCGUCUAUGAAAAUGGUUCCACAUCAGCUGACCUCUCACACAUUUAUUCAGGAACACUUGAGGGUGAACAUGGCUCUGCCUGCCAUGGUUCUGUGUUAGAAGGUCAGUUUGAGGGAACCAUCCACACAGACAAUGGGACUUAUCAUGUAGAGCCAGCGCAUAGAUACGACAGCAACCAGACAGAUUACCACUCAAUAAUCUACCAUGAGGAUGACAUUGUCCUGCCAUCACUUACUGCAGGCCCUGGUGGAUUCUGUGGUGCAGAUUAUUUCAAGCUCCUUGCCCAGCACCUCGGACAUGAUGAGGAGGCAGCAGCGAGCCGAUCAAGAAGAACUGCAGAUGAGUCUAAGACUACCUGCCUGCUCCAUUUCUAUGCUGACCACCUUUAUUACAAGAGGUUCAAGUCUGCAGAAGCUGUAGUGGCUCAGGUUGCCUCCUACAUGCGAGCAGUGAACGACAUCUUUGACAAAGUGGACUUUGAUGGCAUCAAGCUAAUCAACUUCCAAGUGAAAUCCCUAACAGUGAUGACGGAGGAGAAUAAAAAGGAUCCUCUGAACCCUCUGUACAUAGGGCCUGAGAAACUAUUGAGUCUGUACUCAGAGAACAACUGGGGAAACUUCUGUCUGUCCUACCUGCUCACCAACAGAGACUACAGCGGAGUGCUCGGGCUCGCCUGGGAGGGAAAGUCUGGUAACUGGGGAGGAAUAUGUUCGAAGCUGACUACCCUCCGUAACGGCAAGACCUCCACCCUGAACACAGGCCUGGUAACGAUUCAGAACUACGGACACUACCCUCCUCCGCGACACGUUCAGCUGACCCUUGCACACGAGCUCGGCCACAGCCUCGGAUCUCCGCAUGAUGAGGGUUCAAACUGUGGAAACCUCGGCUCGUCUGGCGGUAAAGGCAGGUUCCUGAUGUUCCCUCAUGCCACAGACGAGGUGCGUGAAAACAACGACAAGUUCUCGCCUUGCAGCAUUGAACACAUCAGCAAAAUACUGAAGCUGAAGAAGGACGACUGCUUUGUGGUCAGUGAUCAACCAAUCUGUGGAAACCAGAUUGUGGAGCAAGGCGAGGAAUGUGAUGUUGGCCACUACAACACAGAUCCCUGCUGCUUCAGUGCGAAACAGCCUGUAGGAGUCCAGUGUCGACUCAGGCCCGGAAAACCCUGCAGUCCCAGUCAGGGCCUGUGCUGUCGUAAGGACUGUGAGUUCAAGCCAGUGGGUCAGACCUGUGAUGAGGAAACAGACUGUCAGCAGGAGAGUGUUUGCACAGGCCUGUCCCCAUUCUGCCCUUUGCCAAGCAACAAGGAAAACCUGACAGUCUGCAGUCAGGGCACACGGGUCUGCCUGAAUGGGGUCUGUGCUGAGUCGGUCUGUGUAAAGCACAACCUGCAGCAAUGCGACUGUCCAGGAGACUCCAUGAAGGAGAAAUGCCACAUGUGCUGCCAGCAGCCCGAGAAGCCUGAGACGUGUGCCAGCACCACCUCCUCCGUGCUGUCCCGUCACUUCCAGAAAAAGACGCUGCCCCUGGUUGGUGGGGCUCCGUGCUCAGGGAACAAGGGAUACUGUGACAAAUUCCAAGUGUGUCGUCUGCUAGAUGCAGACGGUCCUAUUGCAAGACUAAAAAACUCCUUCCUCAACUUGGACGACUAUGAUGACUUGGCAGAGUGGAUGAAGGCUCACUGGUGGGCCAUCCUGCUGGCUAUCCUGACUGUGUCUGCAAUCAUGGGCUGCACUGUCUGCCUCUGUGGGCGCACUCUCGACACAGAUGACCUGGACUGACCUCUGAGUCUUAACUCUGUCACCUCCUGUAAUAUGAGUGUGGUCCUGAUGACGCACACACUCUUUUAAAUUGACUGGGUAACAUUGAAGAAGAACUUGUUCAACUUUGCCCCACAUGUGCACAAGCAUGUCAUCUGCAUACAGCUUUAUUAAAACACUCACACCUGUUGUGCAACGCCUCUCAGUCUGAUUGAUUGCUAAGAUGUUUGUAAGGAAUUAUACAUCUGUCAUUUCAUUCCUCUGUGUGACUUGUCAUCAUGCAGGCAGGGUCUACUGUGAUGCAAGUGCCACUGUUGCUGCCAGCUGUGGGUCAGUUGACCCCCUUUGGAGGCCGCUUAACCUCAUACACCUACAGCAGUCAAAACCCCCCCUGCUCUAGGAAAGACCAAUGGGACUCUCCCCUUUUUUGCCCUUCAGUGUCCUAGGUGAUAUUUCUGAACCUGAGUGCUAAUUUGAUUUUAGCUUUGAUGUCCAUCCAGCUUUCCCCACACCAAGACUGUAUCAGCGAUAACACUGCCACAGGAGAUUGAAAGGACAAGUUGAUACCUUUGAUUCUCUAGAAAGGACUUUGGGCCUGAAUAAUUGUUGUUCACAAUGCUGUGUGGGAAAAUAUGCUAUUUUUAUUCAAUAAAGGGAAAAUGUACAUUUCUGAGAGCACUCAUUUUUUGGUUAAUAGUCUGCACUGAAUUCAAGUUAGUAAAGCCCUAUAAGUUCUUGUACUUAUUCAACUUAAUACUAUUGAAACAUUUGAUUCUGUAAUGUCCAUUACAUCAUUGUUUGUCAUUGUCUAUUUCAUUAGUUUUUAACUGGUGGGUUGGGAUCUAAAAGUGGGUCAC